UUUACGUCCCGUUGGUUAGCUGACAGCUGUUGUAGCGCUUUCCCCACACAAACAGCCGUGUCUGCAUGCCUCUGGUGGGUGUCCGGUGCUUCGUAAACUUUCGAACGACUAUCCUGGAUGUCGAGGAUGGGAUGUUUUGUUGAAUGAAGGGGACCCGUUAGAUGCCGACAGGAGGAUGAACUCCAUCACCGGUCGGGUUCUCGCCAUCCCCGCCGCCUCUGUCACCAACUCUGGAGCUUCAUCCUCUCGAGCCUUACAUGUAGAGCUCACAUCCCAGCAGAGACGAUUGCGUCAUCUUCGGAGCAUUGCAGCCAGAAACAUUGUCAACAAGAAUGGUUCCCCACUGCUGGACACAUACUUCACCCUCCACCUCUGCAUAGGAGACCGCAUAUCUCGAGGUUUUUACAAGAGUGAAGUCAUACGAGACUCACUGAAUCCAACUUGGCGGAGCCUGGACUUUGGCAUGCUGCCAGACCUUCUGGACACCUCUGUGUCUUGCUUUGUGGUGAGGAUCUGGGGAGGACAGGAGGAACAGUAUCAGCUCCUCAUAGAAUGGAGGGUCAAUCUGGAUGGCCUCAGAUACACAGGACAGCAGAUUCGAUCCAGGAAUCCCAAUGAGAUCAUAUUUGGAUUGAAUGAUGGCUACUAUGCAGCUGACUUUGAUCAUAAGGAUCAGUCGGAGCGGAAGAAAAACAGUCUGCUUCAGGUCGACCAGAGUUCAGUCAGGAACUCCUACAGCGUUUUUUCUUUGCUCAGGCUUCACACAGCGCAGAGAGCCAUCAAGCAGACCCAAGUGACAGUGCAGAAGAUUGGGAAGGAGAUUGAGGAGAAGCUAAGGACGACAGCGACCUGCACAGAGCGGAAGAAAGAACGGGAAUGCAUGCAGCUGCGUAUAGCCGUGCUGCGCAGUGAGCUGCAGCGUCAGAGGAAGGCGCUUGGCAGGGAGAUAGACCUGCGGCAGAAGGAGAGGGUACAGCUUCAGAAGAAAGAGGAAGUGUUCUCCGCUCAGCACGAGUGUCUGAAGGAAGAGAAAGAAUCCUUAACCAAGCUGCAGAAGGAAUGCACUGCCAAGAGAGAGCAGUUUCUCAAGUCCAACGCCCAGCUCACCUUCCGCUGUCGUCAGCUCCUCUCUGAGCUUUCCUACAUCUAUCCCAUUGAUGUGGCUAAUCAGUCAGAUUAUGUCAUCUGUGGAGUGAAGCUGCCAAACUCUGAAGACUUUCAAGCGAAGGAUGAUGGGAGCGUGGCAGUCGCCCUGGGUUACACUGCACACCUGGUCCUGAUGAUCUCGUGCUUCCUGCAGAUCCCUCUUAGAUAUCCAGUGAUCCACAAAGGUUCACGCUCCUCCAUCAAGGACACCAUCACUGACAGACUCACCGAGAAGGAGAGAGAAUUCCCCUUGUACCCGAGAGGAGAGCGGUUUCAUUUUGAAUAUGGGGUCUACUUACUGAACAAGAACAUCGCCCAGCUGAGAUAUCAACAUGGCUUGACCACCCCAGACCUGCAGCAGACACUACCCAACCUGAAGAACUUCCUGGAGCACGGUCUGCUGGUCCGAUGCGACCGACACCAUGUCUCCAGCUCAAUCCCGGUGCCGUCCAAGUCCCAGCUCGGCGUGUCUGCCGCCUCAGAGAUAGGCUACCCCUACCACACCAGCUCCCCAGACCGAGGCCUGAGGAAAAGGGCGAGCUCGGAGGCAGAUAAGUACAAGCCAACCCCUCCACCCAGCUACAAUACAGCCAUGGAUGAAGGGCAGCCCCCCGUUGGCCUGGCACCACCCUUGCCUUCACCCAAACACCUGUCCUCCUCCCUAGAUGCCGGCAUGACCUCACUUAACCUGACCACGGAGGCCAUCGAGGAGGGAGAGCAGAGGGAAGAGACGGAGCAGGGUGAGGAGACAGAAGCGAAAGUAGAGAGACGCAGUAGCGCCGAUAGAGAGAUUGAAUUGGAUAAAGAAGAAGAGACUGAAGAACAACCACCCAGCAGCUCAGGGGUGUCUAACUCCUCUACAGUGCAGGAAACUGGGGAGGAAAAAGUGGCUGCUGUUCAGCACACAGGCACCAUGAACGGCUCUGUGGUACCGGGACAGGCGCCCGUUAGCCUGGUCCCAGAGCUGCGCUGCUCUGUGGAGCAAGCUGAGGAAAUCAUGGGCACAGAGGCCACUGGCUUAGGCCUGGGGAUGGGGGUAGUGAUGGGGUUAGGGUUAGCAGAUGAGGCCCGGCUGGAAGACUAUCGCCGCAUCCCUGUGGACCACGCGGUGGCUGUGGAGUGUGACGAACAGGUGCUGGGCGAGCUGGACGUGGCCGGCUUUGAGGAGUUCUCCAGGCGCAUCUAUGCACUAAAUGAGAACAUGUCCAGCUUCCGCAGACCACGCAAGAACUCUGAUAAGUGAGGCCGAGGACCUAAGGAGAGAGGGAGGCAUGGAAAAAGUUGCACAGGGGGUUUGGACAAAUACAAGGCAGGGAGUUGAACUGAGACGACAAAGGUGGGGUAUUCACCUCCUAAUCGCAGCAUCAAAAAUCAUAGGAGCUGAUCUGGAAAAACGACCAAUUUGCACUUAUUGUAAACAUUUCCAUAAUAAUCUUUGAAAUGAAUACAGUUAAAAGUGGAAGUAUUGGAACAGUGAGCUUAACUUUUAUUUUUGAUGCCAGCAUCAGUCUAUUUUUUAACAAUGGAUACAGAACAAUAAUUCAGGCAUUUUUUAUUCACAAAAUGAUUUGGCCUCAGUGUAAAAAAAUCACCCUGUAGGAUUUAGUGUCGUCUGUUGUUCCACACCAGGGACCAUUCAUGUAUCACUUUCUUUUCAAACCUUUACUGCAAUACAAACCCUUUACUUCCUGUGCAAAACAUCAUCAUCUCUAAACUGCUUUUAAGAUUCCCAUCCACAGCCAGGAUGCAGAAUCAGUACACCAGGGUAGAAAAUGUUUCAGUGCAGCAGCUCCAAAUAAAAAACUUCUGCUUGCUUCUUCAUUUGCACAGUUUUUUUUUUUUUUAAAUGAGAUUUUAUGAAUUAACGAAUCAA
Molecule: messenger RNA, 3019 nt
Organism: Seriola dumerili (greater amberjack)
Lineage: Eukaryota; Metazoa; Chordata; Actinopteri; Carangiformes; Carangidae
Gene: uvrag
Product: UV radiation resistance associated
Exons: 15
Coding region: 176-2389 (737 amino acids)
Biological process (GO): SNARE complex assembly
Cellular component (GO): lytic vacuole; endosome
Molecular function (GO): SNARE binding
Source: RefSeq, a predicted model, not a curated record